Messenger RNA from Pseudogymnoascus verrucosus, 1829 nucleotides. RefSeq lists its product as uncharacterized. Lineage: Eukaryota; Fungi; Ascomycota; Leotiomycetes; Thelebolales; Thelebolaceae. The record is from RefSeq and is a predicted model, not a curated record. The coding region runs from base 261 to 1829 and encodes 522 amino acids. The transcript has 2 exons.
UCGACAUUGUCCAACUUUAGAUCUGGCAUACUCUGUAAAAAUAUAUAUUUCUUCUCUUUAUUCCCUUUGUUGCAUUUGUAGAUCACUUUUUGAUCAGCGACGAGUUUUCGAUUUUAGAAUCACAAAUUACGGCAUUUUUUAAGAGCGGUUUUGUUUAUUUAUUUAUCACAAAACGGUACCGAAAAUCGGGGACUGGCACGACGACUGAAGCUGUUUUCACCACAACACCUACGAAAACACUCAUAUAGCAAACCUCCAGGAUGCAUCCGCCUGUAGAGGCACAGUCCCUCUCAUCUCUCCUCCAAAUUGCCUCCAACCCGCCCCGCUACCCCCGAAACCCCUCAGAGCCAAAACGUGACCCUCUGGUCUUAUACAUAGCACGUGUCCCUGGCAGUCAAGAUGUCAUUCUCACGCCCCUCAAGCCAGACCUGAAGAACCUCAAGGAGCUCGACGUCGCUUCCUGCCUGUAUUACCUUCACCGCAACGUCCCCUCUGACGCGGCCCUGGUUGUCGACCUCUCCACUCACCCCGUGCACCCCCCAACGCCGCAUAUCGCGCGGAAACCCCUUCCAAAGUCUUCCGCACCCAUCACCACCGAUCUUGCAGCACCACCCCCACCCGAUGCCGCCAUCCCAACUGUCAGUCCCCUCGACCCGCCACAUCCCUCCUCGCCCCCUCCCAAGCCCCCGCGCCGCCCACUAAACGACCCGAUAUCCGCCCUCCCUCUCAAGCCCCCACCAUUAGCACCACCCCGCCGCCCUCUUGGACCGCGCCCACGCUCGCUGGCUACUCCAGCCGCCGUCCCAGCCACGGAGGGACAGGAAAACGCGCCUCUCCUCCCACCGCGGCCAUACCCAGAAGCAACCACGCCAACAGCAGCAGCUACCUCCCAAGCUCGCGGCCGGGCAGAUGCCCUCUUCCCCACCAACCCAACUUCACCCAACAACCACUCACCCACGCACCUCAAGGCAACAGAGCCCUACACCAUAACCCUCAUCCGGCGCGACCCCCCCACAGGUGCACAAUGGACCAUCGGCUCCCUCCUUAUCUCCCCCCGCUCCACCCCCUCAGUGGUAGUCACCCUCACCACACCCGGGUACACCACUUUCAGCAGCCCUCCCGGGGACUUCAAACGGGAGAUCAACACCGAUAAACCCGUGACAGCUGUGCGACGCCGCGGGCACCGGCGAGGCCACUCUGCAUUCUCCACCCACUCCUCCGAUCAGGCCCCAAUACCGCAACCCAAAGAUGCACAAGCCUACACUUUUCCCUCCCCAUGGUCAACACCCUGCACUUUCGCUACUGCGCCGUCGGGUCGCGCGCUGAGGUGCACACACGAGCUCCCCGCUGUAGACGCGGAGGGCGAGCCGACAGUGGAGGGUGUGGUUGUGAGUGAACUGCGGUAUAACACCCCUACUACCUCUCUAUUUGGGCUUGCUCGGCCGAAACACAGACACGGCGACAGGCAUGGGGAAAGGGGGAGCAGGAUACCCGGAACGCUACCAGGGGCGUUGCCAUUGCCACGACCGCAGUCACGUGCCAGGCCGAAGAGUGCACCUUCAUCACCACUGCACGCGCCGUCGAAUUAUCUAGCUCACGAGAGCUCUUGGACGGGUGAUGAGGAUGGCGGGGAUAGGGAUAGCGGAGCGGAUUUGUCGUUGGGAAGAGAGAAAGCGGGGGGUGGGAGGGCGGGGGGGAGAGCGAAGUUGGGGAAGUUGAUUGUGUUUGGGGAUGGGAUUAAGAUGUUGGAUCUUUUGGUGGCGGGGAAUAUGGGGGUUUGGUAUGAGGGGUGGGGGGAUAAGGGGAGUGGUGAGGGGGAGGGGAAUUGA